GUGUUGCGUGCUUUCAGUUUGACAUGAUGGAAGUUGUGAGAUGAACGCAGAUGACUUACAACAAACGUUGCUUGCCGAUCACAGCGCAUUACCCAAAACCGAAAGACUAAACAAACAACAAGAUAAGCUACGAUCUGUGACCGGUCAAACUGUUGACUUGGACGUCAUGUUUUCAAGUUAGCACGCAGUGCUAAAGGGCGAGCGUUGAGGCUAACGUAACAUACAAGCUUUAGCCCUGUGUCACUGUCACUGUUUGCUUUUUUUGUCGUACAAGUUGUCGGCUUCGUUGUAUUCUGUGAAUAGUUUAAAGGCGACAUUUAUAUUUAUCAUCGGUUAGCAAGGACACUUUCUCUUAUGAGAGGAGAACUUUGCAUCGUUUAGACUGGAGAAAGUCAAGUGUUAACUUUAUUUGGAUUGAAAUGCUCAUAGACUGCGGCUGAUCUAGGAACAGACAGGUAUCAUGACAAUGACUUUACAUGACUGGAAUGAGCGCUGAAUGAACUUUUAGGCUCUGUUCUUUGCCUACAAGUAAUUACUUUUACUAGGCCAGUGCAUUCUUCCCUUCCAAUAAUGUUGGAGGGACUUGUUGCCUGGGUGCUCAACACAUAUCUGGGCAAGUAUGUCAGCAACCUUAACACCGACCAGCUCUCCAUUGCACUUCUUAAAGGUGCAGUCGAACUGGAGAACCUCCCACUACGAAAAGAUGCUCUCAGAGAAUUGGAUGUGCCCUUUGAAGUCAAAGCAGGUGUCAUUGGGAAGAUCACCCUUCAGAUCCCCUUUUACCGACCACACAGUGACCCAUGGGUCAUCUGCAUGUCCCAGCUGAACUUGAUAAUCGGUCCUGCCCCACCACAGGAAUAUGACGAGGAGCAAGAAAGAAAAGCUGAGAGAGAGCAGAAGCAGCAGCUGCUCAAGGCUCUAGAAGAGAAGUGGAAGGUACAGACUGAGUUUAGCGAAUGUGAACAGAAGGGGGAAUCUUACUGGUACUCUGUCACUGCCUCUGUUGUCACUAGAAUCGUUGAAAAUAUUGAGCUGAAGAUUCAAGGUGUCCACUUACGAUUCGAAGAUGAUUUCUCUGACCCUAACAAACCCUAUGCCUUUGGUGUUUGUAUCAAGAAUGUAUCUGCGCAGAACUGCUCCAAAGAACCGGCACAAAAGCUUAUUCGACAGAAGGAGCUGGAAAUCAGUGAAUUUAGUGUCUACUGGGACACAGAGUGCAGUAUGCUCGGAGAUCUUCCCCCCGCAGAAUUACAGGAGGAGAUGAGUAAAUGUAUGCAGAGCCGGGAGCAUCAGUAUAUAUUUGAGCCAGUGUGUGCCUCUGUUUUGGUGAGGAGGAAUACCUGUAAAGAGCCGUUAAGGUCUCGACAGACACCACGUGUUGAGGGUCAAGUUCAACUGGAACCCCUCUCACUUCGCUUAUCACAGGUUCAGUAUCAGCAGAUCAUGGCGUUUCUUAAAGAGCUGGUCCGUAGAGAAAGGGAAAUGCUUUUCCGAAAGUGGAGACCUAAACUUCCCAUCCCUGAAAACUGUCGGCAGUGGUGGAUGUUUGCUAUUAAUGCCAACCUAAAUGAAAUCAAGGAGCAGCGCAGACGAGGAAACUGGCCCUUUGCUUUGCACAGGGCACGUGAUGCCAAACUCUACACUAACUUAUACAUUCAGAGGCUUAAAGGAAUUGCUUUGAGUUCACAAGAAGAGAAUGAAUUUGAGAGGAUUGAAGACGAACAGACAUUCGAGGAGUUAAAGAUUCUCAGGGAAACAGUUUAUGUCUCCGUCUGCAAGCAGGAAGAAAUUGCAGAGAGUCUUCGAGAGCCAAUGAAAGAGACCCCAGCCUCCACUCCCUCAGGAUCCAUACCUAAAAGUGGGAGUUCUGGGAUGAUCCAGUAUCUGCAGUCCUGGUUCCCAGGCUGGGGUGGCUGGUAUGGGGGUGCUGAAAGAGGACCAGUUUCAGAUGACCUUUUACCAGAAACUGCACAGUGGGAAAUUCUAGCUGAGACGGAUGAUCUCUUUGAUCCUUUGGAGGAUUCGCAAACACUGAAUACCGUCACAAGAAAGGAUCAUCUCUUUGCUCGACUGGACUUGGUCCUUGAGAAGGCAGCUGUCACUCUGUACCAUCAAGACAAAAUGAAACCUCUCUUGAGUGAGAGUGGCGUCAUUCAGCUAGAGUUUUCAGGUGUAAAGAUUGGGAUUGAGUCUCUACCUCGCUCUGAGUCCUCUUUACUCAGUGUGAAGCUAGGUGGGCUGUUUCUCCGUGACCUCACUACACAGGGUUCCAUCUUUCCUGUCCUUGUUUCACCAAAACCGGACAAGGUUGUUGUUGCUAUCAAUCAACCUGUAGGUCAGACUAAUACAACAGAAAUAAGCAGUCAGGCCUCUGAAGUGGAGUCCUCAGUACCUCCUGUAUUUGAGAUGAUUUACGAACGCAAUCCAAUAAGGAGCAAAUUUGAGAGGAGACUGGAAGUCAAUACCAGCCCUCUUAAUAUCAUUUAUAACCCUCAAGCCAUCAAGAAAGUGGCUGAGUUUUUCUACAAAGGAAGAGUCCACUCCUCAGGGUUCGGAUAUCAGUCUGAGUUAGAACUGAGGGUGGCGGAAGCUGCUAGGAAGCAAUACAACAAGCUGAAGAUGCAAACUAAGGCAGAAAUCAGACAAACCAUUGAUCAGCUGCUCGUUGGAGAGUUUAUUGAAAACAGUAAGCACUGGACUAUGAAAUUGGAUAUAUGUGCUCCUCAAGUCAUCUUCCCAGAUGAUUUUCAGUCUGAAGACCCCAUAUUAGUGGUGGUGGACCUUGGGCGUAUCCUUCUUACUAAUUCCCAAGAGGAUGAUAAAACAAAUCCUAAGAUUUCUCAGACAGAAGGAGAGAGCGAUGAAGAGUUUCAGACACCAUUAGCAACACCUCCUGGGUCUCCAUCCCCAGGGUCUCCACCUCCAGAGCAAGCAGUGGAUGUCAAAGGUCAGGAGAGGCAAUGUGACAUCGCCAGCCUUAAAUCAGCAGAAGGUGCCCAAAUUGUCAGCAAGAACUUCUAUGAGAAGUACUCUUUAUCUUUCAAUGACCUCCAGAUAAUGGUUGGUCAUUAUAAAGACAACUGGAAACAUCUGCAGGAAAGUGAAGUGGGCCCAACACACGUGGUUGAAAAAUUCAAUGUUUUACUACAACUAGAGCAGAGACUGCGGUACACAUCAGACCCUCAAUAUCCAGGGGCUAUUCUCUCAGGAACCCUACCAGACCUCAAGGUGCACAUCAAUCUGGAGAAAAUGACUGCCCUCAGAAGCUGCCUGGCUAGACUAAGUAGUUCUGGGGCAGAUGGAGUUAAGGGUGACAAGAAUGGAGAGAAUCUCAGAUCUCCUGACCCUCUGCCACUUCGUCACGAGAAGAUCUUUCAAAGGGAGGAUAGUGAUUGGAAGCUCCAAGGUUCUGAUAAAAGUCUUACUAAGAGUGUGAUGGCACUUGAACAACAUACUAGAGAGGUGCUUGUGGAAUCAAAACUUCUUCUUGUACAAUUUAAUAUCAACUACAUGCAGCUUGGCAUUGAAAGCAGCGGCCGGUAUAUAUCUGUUCUCAAAGUGUUUGGAACAAAUGCAAAUUUUGUAAAGCGGCCUUAUGAUGCUAUGGUUUCCCUCACAGUUCAUGGAUUAUAUCUUGUGGACACAUUGCAGACAUAUGGAUCUGACUUUGAUCUUCUUGUUGCAUCUCAUAAACACCUAAGUUUCGAUGUACCAACUGGAAGUUUACGAGAGAGCCAGCCAACUUCACCAGUUUCAUUAGAUGACAAAACCCCAGAACUGCCAGGUUUGCACAGGAACUCGUCUGAUAUUGCUUUUGACAAAGUGUCUCCAAGAGGAACUCCACUAAGUGACCAAGAGGCUCUUAUUAAAUUGGAAUACCAGUUUGUUAGCUCCGACUGCCCCUCAAUGAAAUUGGACAGCUCACUUCAGGUCACUAGCAUGCAGGUCAACAACCUGGAUAUUAUUCUCAACCCUGAAACCAUAGUAGAGCUACUGAAAUUCCUCCAGGAUUCUUUUCCUAAAGAAGAAAACUCUCCAACACAACAGAUGGCACCACUGCCUAAUGGAGAAGACAAUGAGGAAACCUAUCAGUCCACUUAUGUCCAAAAUAAAGAGUUAACCGUAGAAAUUCAUAGGUUAAACUUGUUGCUUUUGCGAACUGUGGCAACAGGAGGUGAGAAGAAAGGAUUGAAAAUUGCUACAGCCAGUAUUAACGAGACAAAAGUCAAUGUUUCCAUGGGAAGCCGGUUGGAUGUCAAUGGCUCUCUAGGAUGUAUCCAGCUUGUAGACUUGACCCAGGAAAGUGGCAGAAGUCAUUUUGUAGUCAGUAUUGGGAGCCUAGAAGACAGUGUCUCCACAGAUGGUGAGGCGUUCUUUCCCAACAUUGGCAUGGCUCCCUCUGAAGCUUUGAGCUUCCACUUUUUGGAAAAGUCUCAGGGAGAAUGCUCCCUUCAGCUUCAAAUGGCAUCUUUAUACUAUAACCACUCAGCAAAGUUCCUGAAAGAACUCAGUUUAUCAGCAAAUGAAGUAGAGGACAAUUUCCGUUCUAUGUUGAAGAAUGCAGCUACAAAAGUCUCUACCGUAUUGGUCACAAAAACAGCAGAGUACAGUGGUAUGGUGUCUCUCUUUGACACCCCAUGCAGGAGAUCCAGGAGACAGAGUCAAUCCUACUGGGCAAUAGACCCUUUUGAGGAUGAAGACUUCCCUGUCCCUGAAAAGGAACCAGACUUGGAUUCCUUUCUGGUCAAGCUGACUCUAGAUAUUAGUAUAGAUUCCCCUGUUGUGUCUAUUCCUAGAAAGCCUGGUCAUCCUGAGCUCCUUGUUGGACACUUGGGGAGCAUCAGAAUUCAAAACUUUAUAACAGGGCAAGACUCAGAGGGAGAGAAACUGCAGGUUGAAGUUAAGGAUAUAAGACUAUAUUCUGUCAACACAAGCAACCAAGUUUUAAGAAAAGCAACACGGCUUAAUAGCAGCUCAACUUCUGGACCCUCACCUUCUCAUAAUGGCAACAUUAAUCUGAAUGAGCCCCAAUUUACACGGCAUGACUUCUUUGAAUGCUUGAGCCUGGGGAAAGCAUUUCACAUUCUGAAAGAUGCCUCCAUCCAGCUGACUGUUGAGAAAGUCCCCAUUGAUGAAAACGUUUCCUUUUUGCCAUUUGAAGAACCUUACCAGAGCACCGGGGUACUGAGAGUAGAUGGCAGAUUUGUAAAUGCUGUACAGGUGUGUCUAUGCAAGCCUGUGUAUGAGCAGGUUCUUCAGACCCUUGACAACCUUUCCUUGAUUGAAGAUCAGAGAGUAACGCCCAGUCAUCCACCCACACCACCACCUCCCACACCUUCCUCUACUAAACCACACCGCUUCCCUGAUCUACAGGGUGGGAUGUUUGCCCGGGACCCUCCUCAUGCUAGCCUGUCUUUCUCCUCAUUGCAAUCCUCACUUUCAACAUCACUUCCGCUGCAAAACGAUAGUCCCCCUCUCCAGCCUCCAUCCUUUACCCAAGUGAGGGCCACCUUUAGGGUCUCUGAGUUGCAAGUCCAGUUGUGUGGAGACCUCAGUCAGGGCUGUCAAGGACUGGUCACCCUGCGCUUCCAAGACUUGGAGGGAGAUUUUACCAAAGAUCAUCCUCAUUCAAUGUCUAUUCAACUAGCCCUUCACUCCUUGUUAAUGGAAGACCUAUUGGAGCCAAACCAGGAAUCAAAGUACAAAUAUCUUAUGGUGUCCAGAGGUGCUCCAAAACCCUCCACCUUUAGUCCUAAGGAAUAUCUUUCACAGUCUUGCCCAACAGCAUCCAGUGUUUUAUACCCAGAAAUGCCUCGCUCUCUUCCGGCACAAUUUGAAGAGGCACAGAAUGUCUUCCAGCUCUAUCAGAGGCAUCCCAGUACACCAUCAUCAUCCAAUCGAAAAACUAAGAAAGACCCAGAGUGUCCCAGCACACCACCACCUUCCCCGUCCCGCCAGACUCCAUCUCCGCAGCCGCGACCAGACUUUGAUGACUCUUUGGUACAUAUCAACAUGCUCAUGGUGGAUAGACGACACCCUGAGUUUAAGACAAGAUAUGGCAGUAUAAGUAGGAGUGUGGAUGUGGACUUCAACUGCCUCGAUAUUCUUAUCACACUACAAACCUGGGUUAUGAUUCUAGACUUUUUUGGGAUUGGUUCUACUGCUAAUAACCAUGCCGUGAAAGUGCCUUCCACACCUCAGCCUACACCCGAACACUCACUGGAAAGUAGUACCCUCAACGAUCUGGAAGAUUUGUAUUUAGAGAUUGAGGAAAGGGUCAAUACUAAAAUAGAUUUAAAGGUACACUCUUUAUCGUUGGUAUUAAGAAAGAAGACCAAUGAGCUUGCUAAAGCUAAUGUUUCUAAAUUAUUAACACAUAUGGAAAUGAUAGAUGGGGAUCUGGCAUUGCAAGGAAGUCUGGGCAGUUUGUCACUGAGUGAUUUGACACCCCACGGGGAUCUAUACAAAGAGCGGUUUACAACACGUGGUGGAGAGGCGCUUGUCUACAACAUAUACAAGUAUGGAGAACCUGACUUGCAGAGGGAAUAUGAUAUGAAAGUGUCUCUGCAGAUGGCAUCAGUACAGUAUGUCCAUACCCAGCGUUUCCAGGCCGAGGUCGUGGCCUUCAUCCAACACUUCACUCAGCUACAGGAUGUCCUCGGCAGGCAGAGAGCAGCAGUUGAGGGUCAGACAGUGCGUGAGCGUUCACAGCGAGCUGCUCGUGUGCUGCUGGACAUUGAGGCGGGUGCUCCUGUCCUUCUGAUCCCGGAAAGCUCCCGUUCCAAUCGCCUCAUAGUAGCUAACCUUGGCCAACUCAGAGUGCGUAACCAGUUCCUACCUGCUGGCUCCCAUGGCACCUUCUCUCUCAGAGAUAAGGUAGAGAAACUUACCAUGGCACAUACCUUUUUCCCAUCUCUGGAUCGUGUGAAGGAAGCACAGUUUGCCUCUGAAAAACCACCUGAAAAGAGCAAAGCUUCAAACUCCAGCACCGCCUCAGGAUUUACUCUGGGCAGACCCCAGCCUAGCCUCGGAUGCAUCCCUGAAGGAGAUUUACCAAGUCUAGAAGACCAUGUUUGUCUGCUGGAUUGUAUAUCUCUGGACCUGCAAGAGAUGGACAUUUUUGCCGCAGAGCGGUUGCCCUGUGAUAGUGUCGGAAAACGUCCAGAUACAGACUUGGUCUUUCCAUCCUACUCUGUACGCAGGAGCGGAUCGAGCCUGCUGAAGGAACGCUGCCAUCUAAAGCUCAAAGUUGAGCGUAACCUUGACAAGGAACUGAGUCAUGCUGUCCCAGACAUGACCAUUCAUGGCAGCUUGUCUUCUGUUCACUGUUCCCUGGACCUGGAGAGGUAUCAGUUGAUCCGCGGCCUCUUGGAGCAAAACUUGGGAGAACCUAUAGAGGAGUUCCUUAGACCUUACAAUCUCCAGGACCCCAGCACCUAUACGGUGUUAAGUGGUGAUGUGUACACAUGCCUCUCUUUUCUGGUGGACAUGAAGGAUGUCAGUCUGGAAUUACUGGACAACCCCAAAUCCACAGGUCAUAAGCGCUCCUUGGCAAGGUUCGAUUUUAUGAAAUCUAAGCUCUUGUUUGAGAGCUUUUCCAAUAGUUGCAAGUCUGUGAACCUGGUGUCUCAUUCACUGCUGGCUCACGACACUCGAUUCACCGGGUCCAGUGGUGCCACAAUGGGGAAGCAAAAUGUGUUUGAUUGCAUUCUGCAGCCAUCCAGGACCGGCAAUAACCGAGCAUCUUUGCAGCUGGAGCUGCAUUACAGAUCUACACGGGACUCCUCGUGCUUCACUGUGGUUUUAAACAACUUGCGAGUCUUCCUCAUCUUCGAUUGGCUGCAGCUGGUGAGGGACUUUCUGCACAUGCCUGCAGAGAAAGGGGAGGCACCAACCCGCCAGCGCUGGCCCAGUGGCGGCAGCGAUCAAGGAGGCACGGGGGCCGUCAUGCCCAAAACAGUUAAGAGCGGUGUGGUCACUAAGCGAUCCACUGUGCCGAUCAUUCAAGAUAAGCACCUGGAGGUUAAGAUUAAUGUCACAGGGACAGAGUUUGUGGUCGUGGAAGAUUCUUCAUGUUUGGAUACCAAUGCGAUCAUUCUGAAAGGAACCACUGUACUGACAUAUAAGCCUCGACUUUUGGACAGACCUUUUUCAGGCAGCUUAUCCGGCAUAGAGGUGUUCUCCUGUCGGCUGGGCAGUGAGCAGGAAACAGCUUUGUCCAUUAUCGAUCCUGUCAAUGUGAAUAUGGAGCUCUGUGGCAGCCCAACAUACCAAAGCAGCUCGGGUCUCCUAGAUGCCUUCAACAUCGAAGAUGUUCCACCUCUCCUGGAGAUCCAGUUUCCUACUCUGGAUAUCCGUCUCUCCUACAAUGAUGUGCAACUAUUCUUGGCAAUUGCUAAAUCAAUCCCAACUACAGCAUCAGCUGGUCCUGUAGACACUGCCACAGAGACUGCAACAACCACUGCCAGCACAGAAAAACCAAAGGACAGUUUCAGACACAAGACCGAGGCUUUGCUUGAAGGUCAGCUUAAACGGUUACAAGACCUCGGGUUUCGAAAGGAAGACUGCAGACGGGCCCUCAUCCACUGUAAAGGUCAGCUUGAUCAAUCUGCCACAUGGCUGUUGGAGAACGCAGAGAGCAUGUCUGGUCGAAACCGAGCUAACUCGGAUUCAAGCAGCCACUCGGGUCUUCUCCUCUCUGGUGUGGAGGUGAAGGCAGACCGUGUGUGUAUCUGCUUUAUCGAUGACUGCUUGGACUGUGACGUCCCUCUGGCAGAGCUCACCUUCUCACGUCUGUCUGUUCUCCAGAGGAUUGGGUCUUUGGAGGAAGGCAAAGCUAGUUUCACUCUUUCUGGAGAUUAUUACAACAGAGAACUUUCAGGCUGGGAGCCGUUCAUCGAGCCCUGGCCAUGUUUCCUGAAUUGGCAGAGACAGGCGGCAGGCCGGCUCCAUCCACCUCGCCUAAAGAUCGAAGUUCGAGCCAAGCAGAGGCUGGAUGUGAACAUCACCUCUGUCUUACUGGAGCAAUACAGCACAACCAAGACUUCGUGGUUAGCAGACUACUGCAAGGAAGACGAGCAGCCGCCACAGUCCUCCACUGCCCUGUCCUGGAUGGGAUCGUCUGUGGACCCGCCCUCUUUUGGCCAGAGUCUUCCUCUUGCCUACCUUAGAACUAGAAGCUCAACCAGCUUGACUUGUCUUGAGCAGCAGAUUCAUGCCCGAGCGGAUGUGAAGCUUUCCAAAAGGAGGCAGCCAUUUAUUCCCUACGCCCUUCGGAAUCAUACCGGCUGCACUAUGUGGUUCGCUACUCUCACUACCACGCCGACCAGAGUGGCGCUCUCUCACAGCAGCAGUGCUGACUCGAUAUCUGACGUGCAUGGGCCUGGGACAGAUGACACACACAACAUUAGCCAGUGGAGAGAGGUGCUGCCUGGAGAGGAGAUCCCGUUUGAGUUUGAGGCACGGGAGAAACUGAGGCACAGACACACCCAUGAGCUAAAACUACACCAGCUGCUUGUGCGUGUUGUGGGUUGGGAGCAGGUGAAGCCGGUGUCAGUAGACAAGGUUGGAGUGUUCUUCCGCUACGCUGCCCCUGAUCGAAACAACCCCUCGAGCACUGUUGGCAGCCCUAUCAGCAGAACAAACAUCAUACACCCUCAUGUAUACUUCUCAGCUUUGCCGCCUGUUAGAGUGGUUUUCUCCAUUACAAUGGAGGGCAGUGCACGUAAGGUCAUUACGGUGCAGUCUGCGCUCACAGUGAAGAAUCGCCUUGAGGUACCCAUGGAAGUGCGACUAGACAGUCCUUCUGCACCUGACAAACCUGUUGUCCUGCCGCCCAUCCUGCCUGGAGAAGCUUUGGCCAUCCCUCUCCAUCUGACCUCCUGGAGGGUGCAAGCAAGACCUAAAGGCUUGGGAUUGUUCUUCUGUAAAACGCCCAUCCAUUGGACUUCAGUGGAGAGGCCUGGUGAGGUCAACAGCAGCAAGAGAGAGUGCCAGUCUGCCGACUAUGAUGACCAAAACAAACGAAGUUUCAGGUUUUGCGUUGUUAUUAAGAAAGAGAACUACCCCGAACAACAGCCUGCCAAAACGGUGGCAGGAAGUGCAAAUCAGAUCUACCGCCAGCCGGGUCACACUAUCUAUCUGCUGCCCACCCUGGUGCUGGCCAAUCUUCUGCCCUGUGACCUUAACUACUACAUCAAAGGGACCUCGAUUACGGGAGCCCUGAAACCGGGCAAAGAGGCGGUGCUACAUGCGGCAGACACAUUGCAAAACAUUGAAUUAGGUGUGCUUCUAGAGAACUUUAAUGAGUGUAAAGAGCUGCUCAUUCCUCCGGGUACGCAGAACUACGUGGUUCGCAUGCGGCUGUACGAUGUAAAUAAGCGGCUACUCUGUCUUACCAUUCGGAUUAUUCUUAGAGCUCAAGGAGCGCUAAAAAUCCUCAUCUCUGCUCCCUACUGGCUUGUCAACAAGACUGGUCUGCCUCUGAUCUUUCGUCAGGACAACGGGAAAACUGAUGCCGCCGGACAGUUCGAGGAGCACGAGUUGGCCAGGAGUCUGAGCCCUCUGCUCUUUUGCUACACUGACAAAGAGCAGCCCAAUAUGUGUACCAUGCGAAUCGGUAAAGGUAUCCACGAAGAUGGAGUUCCAGGAUGGUGCCAGGGUUUCUCUCUGGAUGGAGGUAGUGGAGUAAGAGCAGUUAAAGUCAUCCCGCGUGGUAACAGACCUGGACUCAUUUAUAAUAUAGGAAUAAAUGUGAGAAAGGGAAAGGGCCGUUACAUUGACACCCACAUUGUGACCUUCGCUCCAAGGUAUCUGCUUGACAAUCGAUCAUCUUACAGAUUAGCCUUCUCGCAAAGGGAAUUUGCCAGAGGAAAGGGCACUGCAAAUCCAGACGGCUACAUCUCAACCCUCCCAGGCUCCAGUGUGGUGUUCCACUGGCCCAGAAAUGAUUACGAUCAACUUCUCUGUGUUCGUCUUAUGGACGUACCCAACUACACCUGGUCUGGUGGUUUUGAGGUCAACAAGCCUAAAUCCUUCCACAUCAACAUGAGGGACACAUUGGGGAACUGCUUCUUUUUGCGGGCUGAGAUUGCUUUGAAAGGGGCAACGCAUCAGAUCUCUUUCAGUGAUACUGACCAGCUUCCUCCACCCUUUCGCAUAGAUAACAUCUCUGAGGUGCCAAUCCAGUUCUGGCAAUAUGGCGUGGCGGAUAUCAGGCUACGCACUGAGGUUAAACCAGGAGCAACGCUGGACUACGCCUGCGAUGAACCCACUCUUCGCCCCCACCUUUCUCUCACUGUAAAGGGAGCCGGAUCUUCAGAGGUCACCGCUGACAUGAACUGCUUCAGAGAGUACAACAAACUCUACUAUGAGAACUUCAUCUACAUUGCGGCAUCCUUCACCUUCUCAGAAGAUGCAGAGAAGAGGCCAGUGGGGAAGAACCGGGCUGUCAGCUGCGCUGAACUCGUGUUGGAUGUGGAGACCAAAACACAGAGGGUCAUCCUGAAGAAGAAGGAGCCUGGUAAGCGCUCCCAGCUGUGGCGGAUGACGGGAACGGGAAUGCUGUGUCACGAAGGCUCCUCUCCUCCUCAGAGUAAACCUUCUCAGCCUCGACCCCUCACUUCAUCUUUAGUGCUUGAUAUUGCUGGAUUGGCUGCUGUAACAGACAACAGCUAUGAGCCUUUGAUGAUAAGACGACCAGAUAGCCGGCGCGCCACUACCCAGACAUGGUACUUCAGCUCUGGCAUGUUGACCUGUGGUUUACCCAGACUGGUCGUUCAGGUGAGGGGAGGAGUGUCAGGACUGUUGGAUGGCGCUCAGGUGGUACUUGGCCCCGACUCAAACGUUUUUGACCCAGCACCAGAGCAACAGUUUAUCCACCAAAAAAUGAGACCUGGCUCAGGUGUGUUGUCUGUACAGGUCGUGCCAGACGGUCCCACGCGAGUAUUACAGAUCAGUGAUUUCAGCCAGCGCCACAUGAAUAGGCUUUCUCCCAGCAUGGAGGAAAGGCAGAAUAAAGAGAGCACUGAAUCGAAAGUUCCUGAUGAGGAGCUUGAGGUGUCGGUGAGCCUAGAAGAAGGAGUGGGCCUGUCGCUGGUUAAUAAAGUUCCUGAGGAGCUGCUAUUUGCCACCCUUUCUGGGAUUGAUAUGCAUUUCACUCGUACUGCCGCAAGUGAGGUGUUAGAACUUCGAGUGAGAGAUAUUCAGGUGGAUAAUCAGCUCCUGGGCACUACCCAUCCUGUUAUGCUGUGUGUGAACUCAGACUUUAUUGAUAAUAGUGCAGGAGACUCAGGCCUUGCUCUGCAGGUCAAUGCCGUUAAAGUGCCAAGCAGCCUUAUGCUUACAGACCUUUAUAAGCACUUGAUGGUCACGGCACGCCACUGCACCUUGAUCAUCGAGGAGAAGCUCAUGCUGAAGCUGCUCACGUUCUUUGGCUACGGGCAGACUGAGGAGGUUGAGAAGCUGGAUGAAAACCUCCAUGAGAAAGCCAGUGAAGAUUUAGGAACUCCAAAACACUAUUAUUUUGAGAAUUUGAAGAUCAGUCUCCCACAGGUCAAACUGAGUGUCUUCACCUCUCACAAGUUGCCCCCUGACCUCAAGGCCUUGAAGGGAACCCUGGGGUUUCCACUUAUUCGGUUUGAAGAUGCAAUCAUUAACAUGAACCCCUACACUCGCGUCCACCCCUAUGAGACGCAGGAGAUGAUCAUAAAUGACAUCCUUAAGCACUUCAAAGAGGAGCUGAUCAGUCAGGCAGCUCAGAUCCUCGGCUCAGUGGAUUUCCUGGGCAACCCUAUGGGCCUACUGAAUGAUGUCACGGAGGGUAUGAACGAACUCAUCAAGUACGGCAACAUCGGAGGACUUAUCCGCAGCGUCACACACGGGGUUUCCAACUCUACUGCCAAGUUUGCAGGUACCUUAUCUGAUGGACUGGGCAAGACAAUGGACAACCGGCAUCAGACUGAGCGAGAGUACAUUCGCUAUCAUGGAGCCACCAGCGGAGAACACUUGGUUGCAGGGAUUCACGGCCUUGCUCAUGGCAUCAUCGGUGGUCUGACCAGUGUCAUCACAUCCACUGUGGAGGGGGUGAAGACUGAGGGUGGCGUCAGUGGAUUUUUCUCUGGUCUGGGAAAGGGAUUAGUUGGCACGGUGACAAAACCUGUGGCAGGAGCACUGGAUUUUGCCUCAGAAACGGCGCAAACUGUCCGUGACAUGGCCAGCAUCAACAACGGGCUUAGCACGCAGCGAGUGAGGAAGCCACGCUGCUGUAAGGGUCCUCAGUGGCUUCUGCCCCGAUUCUCCUCCUUACAAGCAGAUGGACAAGAACAGCUCUUUUACUUAACAGACAACAUCCACUCGGAAUAUUUUAUUGCAGUGGAGCCCAUAGAUACAUACUCUGUGCUGAUCUCCUCCAAAGUGGUGUACUUCCUCAAGCCAGGGGAGUGUAUGGAUCGGGAAGCAAUUUUCCUAGAGGUCAAAUAUGAUGAUCUGUAUCAUUGUCUGGUGUCCAAAGAUCAUGGGAAAGUAUACGUCCAGCUUACCAAGAAAGCUGAAAACAGCAGUAGCGGAGUGGCAAUUCCAGGUCCAUCACAUCAGAAACCUAUGGUUCACGUGAAAAGCGAGAGCCUCGCCGUCAAGAUUUCACAAGAAAUCAAUUACGCCAAGAGCCUUUACUAUGAGCAGCAGCUCAUGCUGCCUCCCAGUGAGAAUGAGGAUAGUCUAUUAUUGGACUCUUAACCAAACUGACCCACGGGUGGUAGGUGUUUCUCGCUCAUUUUUCAAUGGCUAUUUCCUUUUUUUCUGUUUGUGUGGAAGGACAGUAAUAAAUCAGCAAAGCGUGAUCACCCACUUAAGCCAGUCUACGGGACAUGCGCACAGCAUGUGGUUUGUUCACUAAUGCAUGUAGUCUAGAGAAGCUGCUAUAAACCCUGGCGAGCACAGAUCUAACUUGAAUAUGCAAGGAUUUUUGUAAACAUUAUAAAAUAUUUUUGUUUCACAGUUUGUUAAUAGAAUAACAGGUGUUUGUCGCUACACAGCUAGUCUGACGCUGCUGUAUAUGUUUGUGUAUAGAUUCUGUAUGUACUGUACAUACACACAAAUAGAACAUUAUCUGCCAUGUAUAUAAAAUGUUGAAAUUUAUAAUAUAUAGGAUGAAAUUAAUGUUUGAUUCAUUGCUGUAUAAAACUGCCUUUAAAGAAAGGUUUUUGUCUCUAAGGACAAUGCUGUGGUUAAAGAUUAUGAAUGAAUGCACUGAUAUAAAUGUAGAAUAAAUGCAGCUGGUCAUUAACACACACAUAUACAUGUACACAUGUAUAAAACCUAGAAAUAUAAAUACUAUAUCACUACUCUACAUGCAUACCUCGCAAAUAUCUUAUUUUCUUGUAUUUUCUGUGAUUUAACAUACACAUGAAAAAUUUGUACUCUGUUUGUAAAAUCUUUUAAAAGUUCAAGCUUUAAAUAUGAAACACAUUUAAGAUGCAACAAAUAAAAUGUUGGUGUUGUGCAGUGCUUACGAUCAUGCCCUCAUUCUCUUACUAUAAAGAUGCCCUUCAUUCUGCAACAUACAUUCUGUCCUCAUCAUAAUAUUAUACAUCACUCAUGUUUUGUUAAUUUUUAUAUCCCCAAAUUUGUACAAUACAUGAUUUUGACCCCUGCAUCUAUUUAACUGACUACCAAAGACCAGACACUAAUAGUAUUAUUUCCCUUUAAUAAUGGGCUCUCUUCCAUUAACAUCCAUCACUCUGAGAUAAUGCCUCCACAAACGGAUCAGUAUGAUUUAUGGGAAUAUUGAACAAAUUGGUUUUCUAAAAGUUUCAAUUUUUAAUAAUGGUACAUUCACAUCCAUACAAACUACUUGAGACAGCUGCAUUAAUAUGCAAAUUAAAAUGUAGUGUGGACAUUUAUUUUGUUGUAAUUAGAAAAUGUAUAACGCAGAAUAAAAAAAAUAUGGUUUAACAAAAA
Paramisgurnus dabryanus is the source of this 14958-nucleotide messenger RNA. RefSeq names its product vacuolar protein sorting 13 homolog D (gene vps13d). Gene Ontology annotation, molecular function: protein binding. Gene Ontology annotation, biological process: mitochondrion organization; protein targeting to vacuole; protein retention in Golgi apparatus. NCBI's taxonomy places the organism in Eukaryota, Metazoa, Chordata, Actinopteri, Cypriniformes, Cobitidae. The record is from RefSeq and is a predicted model, not a curated record.